AUGCACAACAACCAGAAAGAACACCUCUACAAGAUCCUGGUUAUAGGAGAUUUAGGAGUGGGUAAGACCAGCAUCAUCAAGCGCUACGUCCAUCAGACCUUCUCCACCAACUACAGAGCCACGAUAGGAGUGGACUUCGCUCUCAAGGUCCUCAACUGGGACUCAGAGACCGUCCGGCUGCAGCUGUGGGACAUCGCAGGCCAGGAGCGUUUCGGGAACAUGACGCGGGUUUACUACCGAGAGGCCAUGGGGGCCUUCAUCGUGUUCGACGUCACCAGACCCGCAACGUUUGAAGCGGUCACCAAGUGGAAGGAGGACCUGGACUCCAAGUUGACGCUCGCCAACGGCAACAGCAUCGCCACCGUGCUCUUGGCCAACAAGUGUGACCAAAGCAGAGACGUUCUGGUCAAUAACGGCAUCAAGAUGGACCAGUUCUGCCAAGAAAACGGAUUUGUGGGAUGGUUUGAGACAUCAGCGAAGGAAAACAUCAACAUCAACGAAGCUGCAAACUUCCUGGUCAAGCACAUCAUCGCCAGCGAGAUCGACAUCCUCAAAUCGGUGGUUCCCGACACCAUCUCACCCCAGGAGUCUCCAACAAAAGACAUGAGCUGCUCCGGGUGUUUUAAAUCCUAA
Trichomycterus rosablanca is the source of this 633-nucleotide messenger RNA. It is a transcript of the gene rab38b, whose product is annotated as RAB38b, member of RAS oncogene family. Gene Ontology annotation, cellular component: lysosome; trans-Golgi network; phagocytic vesicle. Gene Ontology annotation, molecular function: GTPase activity; GTP binding. NCBI's taxonomy places the organism in Eukaryota, Metazoa, Chordata, Actinopteri, Siluriformes, Trichomycteridae. The record is from RefSeq and is a predicted model, not a curated record. The transcript has 3 exons. Gene Ontology annotation, biological process: phagosome-lysosome fusion; endosome to lysosome transport. Bases 1 to 633 code for a protein of 210 amino acids.